ACCGCACGGCGGGCGGGUGAAGACGAGGCAGCCAGCCAUUGUGCCCGGAAUGGACGUGUUAAGACGGAAAAGCAACAGUGAAGUGGGCCCACGUCACUUCGGGGGGCCCCACAAGACGGUCCAGUGAGUGCGGGAGUGCGGCAGGCCGGGGCUGCGGCCGGACACGGGCCGCCCGACGACGACGAUGCCGUGAUGGCAAGAGAGGACGCGCGCGGCAAGCGGCCCUUCAAAUUAUGGGACGGGCAACGUAGCGUGCGCAAAGGGCUGGUGGUGGGCAGCCUCGAAGAAUUAGUAGCACGUGGUCGUGAUAAACUUGGAGUUGCAGCUCAGGAUCCUGUGAGAUUAGUGUUAGAGGCGGAUGGUACUCAAGUGGAAGACGCUGAGUACUUCCGGACCCUACCGCCAAAUAGUGUUUUGUUAUUGUUACGGCCUGGUGAACGGUGGUUACCGGCAGGGGUUGAUGUUAUACGUGCAGUAGUCUCGGCCAUUCCUCGAAUCGUAUGCGAGACUAUCAACGCCUUGGAGUUACAAGAUGAGACGCCUUCGUGGAAGAUCAUGGACAACAAGGGGCGAGUCACGGUGGUGUUACACUGGGACCAGCGUCCAGGACGUGGUCCGGUCGACGUACCGUCACCGGCCAAAUUUUCGCCGAGCAAGCGGCCAGUGGCGGGGGCGGGGGCGGGAGCGCAGCCCCCGACGCCUCUACCCAAGGGCCCGCCGUCGUCUCAAGACGGCUUCACACCCCCUAGACGAGCUAGCCCGCAGAUUACUGUGAUAAACCAUGACGAGGUUCGACCGUUGAGCGCGCGUCGCACGAGCUCCCUGGAGGCACCCGUGCACGUGCACACGCCCGAGUGCGCGCACCACGCGCACCUGCCACGCGCCGGUAGUCCGCAGAACGGCACGAUCGAGUGCGACUUCCACUGUUGCGCGUUGCACGAGGAGGGCAGGCGCAUCGCGGUGCACAAGAGCGUCGCGACGUCACCGAUCCAGGACGCAGGCGCCCAAGCGACCCAGGCCUCUCCUCAACCCAGACACGUCCGUUUUUUAGACGUUGAAGGUGACGGCCGGGGCGGCGGGGGCGGGCGCCUCUCCGAGCACGAGUCUUCCGAGUCCGAGACGGAGAACACCGUCAUGGAGGACGAGGCCGUCACCUCCGAAAAGUUCCUGCUACUCAUCGACCAGCUCAGCGUGGAUCAGAAACGUCACCUCAGCAUCAAGGACAUCGGGAUCAUCCUGGAACGGCUCAGUUCCAAGAUACUCGACGUCGAGAGGCUGGACAGGGAGAGCGAGAGCGACGACUGUUACAACUGGACCAUCAAGGCCACAAUAAGGGGCGCAGACAUGCGCGAGCUGGGGGUGAUCUACAACGGAAACUACUACGCGAUCUCGGAGCACCCGGGCUACCGGGAGGAGAACGAGGGCAUGCUCGAAGAGGCCGAGGAGGAGGAAGAAGAGGAAGACAGGCUGUGAACGCCACUGCCAUAAAUGCGCACAAUCUGAGCGCGCGCGGUGCGCACAUAUCGAACUGAUGAUGUAAUAAAGUCGAAACAGGUGGAGGGUCGGGGGUCCGAGGGGUUUUUUUCGCGAUCGCGAUCCGCGCAUCAAGUUCGAAACGCUCGACGGGAGUUAAAAUAAUGAAUGCGAAAGGUGAAAAAUGUUAUUGUUAGUGUGGAAAAACGGUUUUUUUUUUGUGGUUAUUGUUUUUUUUUAUCUACAGGGUGUAAGGCAGGUUGCUUGUCAAAUUUCGCACAAAUGUGCUUGACAAACUACUUGUCAAACUUUCUUGUAUCAAACUAUAGUUUAUUUUAUUUGUAAUGGUCUUAAAAAAUCGUUUUUUUACAUCGUAAACAUUAAAAGGGCGGUAUUUUAUCUGGAAUCGUUUAAAUUGCAACAGGGUGCCAAAUGGGUAUAUGAUUGUGCCAAAAGAACGAACGCCAUAAAGUGAAUUAUUUUUUAUGAAAUUUUUAUUAGUUCUAUGAUUUUAUUUAGCUAUCGUUUCUCUCGCUCUUUUUCAAUGUUGAAGAUUUAAGAGGGAGUGAGAGCCUCUGUACUCUCUAAUUUUUGUUUUAAUUCGAGAUCUUAUAUUAGAUUUUGACAUAAAAAUUACCAUCUGUUUUAAAAUUUUAGUUAUGCCAUUUUGUCUUUUACAAGUUGAAUUGUUCAAAGUAAGAAUGACACCACCUUGAUAUGAUAUUUACAUCUAAUACAAAAUGGUGGCUCUUAACUCAGUUACUAUUAACCGAUAUUUGAAUUUAAGGGCUGUGAUUAAGCAAAAAGUAUGACCCUUCAAAACAACAUUUUGACGCAUGAAUGACCAGAUGGCGGAUAGGCGCCAUCUUGGUCCUUGGUUUAACAUUUUUCUUAUUAACUUAUUAUAAGAAAAAUUGUAUUGCGGAAAUCAGAAAGAGAUACAUACACCUGAUUAAACUCCAAAUGGCCGAUAAAAUUUUGAAACCACUGCCAUUUUGUUUUGGAGGCAAAUAAAAAUGUUAUAUAUUGAAAUUAUUUUAAUAUAAACCAAAGCACAACCAAGAUGGUGUCCAUCUGGCAUUUUCAAUUCAAUACACUUUGACUCUUAAUGCCUUUACUCUUAUUCUUAUAUAUGACCAUUAAUAAAAUGUGAACUAAAUUUUGACAUAGAUGACUAAAAUAAGGGAUGGGCGCCAUCUUCGUACUCGCCUCCAAAACAAAAUGGCGGCCUUUGAUAAUUUACCAAUUUUUCUUAUUGAUUAAGAUCUUAUUAAAAUAGUUGCAUAAUACGUCGUCAAAUUGAAAAUGAGCGGUAACGUUUUGAAAACGGCGCCAUUUUGCUUGGCCACACCCAAUAUUUGCUAAUUUCUUAGAACAUUGAAAGACUAAAAUUAGUAAACAACAGCUUUGUUUAAGUUCUACAAGUGCUCAGGGGCAAGGAGGUGUUUUGUUUACACACAUAUUCACCGAUUUUUUGUUGUAAAACAUAUAUAAUUAUGUUAAUUUAACGUAUUGGUGUUAAAUUUUGAGUUAAAAAUAAAAAUUAAAAAUAGAUAUCUUAUUCUAAAUGCAAAAAUAACACCUUCAAGGCAAAAAUAAAUUAUUGACAUACUUAUUAUGAGAACCGCUUCUAAAAAAUUUGAAAUGGCAAUACCGUAAGCAAAAGCUGUGCUUACAUUCGGCAUUUGUGAGGUUGUGUGUUUUUUCUUUAGUUUUUGGUUGAAAAAGAAAAAAUAUCAAGAAAAAACCGUCAUCAUAAACGUAGAAUAGAGGAUCAUAAAAAAAUCUAUUACGAAAUCUAUAAUAGUUAUAAAAUAUUUAAUUUCUAUCAAAAUGCUUUUUUACUAGAUAGGUAGAUACCUUUGCUCUAAUGAAUUACAUAUGCUAAAAAAACGCAUUAAGAGUUCAUAAACAGUAGUAUUGUUUAUAUUUAAAGCAUAAUCUCUUAUUAAUAAAUAUUAAGAAUGUAAAUAUUUUUUGACGACGUCACUGGUGGCGGUAGAAUCAAUAACAUAAUCAAGCGGCGUUGCGAUGUUGUUGCCUUUUUUUUUAAUAUACUUUAUCUGAAUUUAUUUAACUUUGAAUAUUGACUUUUUUAUAGAGUAUCUGUCAUAUUUUAUUAAAGGAGAGGCAGUUUUAAUUAAUUUAUUAAAGCAGUAUUGUUUUGUGUCUGUAAAAAUAAGUAACUUAUGAUAAGAUAUAUGAUAUAUAAUGAUAACUUAUGAAGUGUUUUUUUUGCCAUUUUUACGUAAGCAUUUGGCAUCAUUACAUCAGAGAUGUUGCAAGCAAACAAAAUGCCCAUAGUUUCAAGGCAAUGCUAAUUCUAGCCUUUCAAUGUUCUAAGGCUAAUUUUUUAUUUAUUUUUCUAACUAAAACAAAAGACUGAUGUUCAUUUUGCUGUAGUAAAUGUUCACUUAAAUUCCUAUCAUUAAUUAGACAGUUUCAACCAAAUUUUUAAAGAUAUGAGAGGAAAAUUCUAAUAAAGACUAUAAGCAAUACAUACUUUUAAGUAAAAAAGACAAACAGCGUUUUCUUAAAAUAAAUUAAUGAUUUCAGAUAAAAUUCUGCCCUUUUUUCCUCAAAAAGAUAUAUGUGAUAUAGUUCGAGCUUUAAUUAAAAAGUAAAACCACCUGCAACUAAAACGAAUAACCAUACGGACACUUCAAGUGACAUUUUUAGUAAAAAAAUUACGUCGAGAAGGUACCGCGCAUAGACUCAUUAUUUAAACAAACAAACCAAAAAACAAAAAAACAAAAAAAAUUCAUCGCUUUGUACAUUUUUUACCAUUAAGUGUCAAAUAAACGCGAAUAGUCGACUAAGGUUACCUUUAGGACUUUUAAUAGGAAAAGUUCAUAGGACAAGAAAUAUUUAAAUGAAGUUGUUUAGAUUUAAAUAAAAAAUAAAUAAAUAAAAUAUUUAUUGAGUUACGGUUGAACAUUGCUCAAACGCUAAUUUGUUCUUUAAUAAUCUUAAUGUAUAUUUCUCAAAAUUUUGAGCGGUUUGUUAUAAUAUAAGUUUUCGAAUUCCGAUGCCAAAGUUGAAAAAGGGUAGACAACAGGAUCGGGAAAUUUUAUAGUAAACAUUCAGACGUUUCGUUAUUACUAAUUUAUUACUAAUCAUCUUUAACUACGGAGUGAACUAAAUAACAUGCUGCUUUUGCUAAUAUACGAGAGGGGUUAAAUUUUAAAAAAAGUUGCCAAAUUAGAUGCUCCUUGCAAAAUCUUUAUUGGAUUUUAAAGUGCACCCUCAAUCUUUUUGAGAUUUGCUUUUUUUUUGCUAACCAUGCUUUUUUUAUUUAUUUUUUUUUUUAAAUAAAUUAAUAUGUCAUGCUUUUAUAUUUGCUAUAUUACAAUAUCCUGAACAAAAAAAUGUUGAUGAUGGGUUAUGAAAGACGAAACGUCGUAUAAUCAAUAUUAUGCAGGAUGAAGAAAGUGGCUAUGAUAAAGGGUGAUUUAUUUUAUUCUAUGGAUUGAAAUAACGUCAGAAAAUGAAAUGAUUUUUUGAAAUUUAAUUUUUUUUGGAAAUAAUCCUAAUUUUUUUAAAUUUCAAGCAGCAAUUUAAAAAGGAUCAAUACGCAAUUCCUUUUAUGCAGUUAAAUUGAUCUACCAUUUUUUCUGAUUAUUUAUUUCAAGCAGUUGAAGUAAUUUUUUAUUUUUUUCAGGCAUUUGAAGCCUUUGGUUAUUCAUUUUUAGGGACUUAAAGCCAUUUUUCGGGCAGUUAAAGUAACUUUUCAAUUGUUACAGGCAAUUCAAGCCUUUGGUUAUUUAUUUGAAGCAACUGAGGUAUUGUUCCAUUUCUUUUAGGCAUUUGAAACCUCUGGUUAUUAAUUUUUAGGCACUUGAAGCCAUUUCUCAGUUUUCUCAGGCACUUUAAGUAAUUUUUCAAUUAUUACAGGCAACUGAAGCCUUUGCUUAUUUAUUUCUAAGCCCUUGAAUCCAUUUCUUAGUUUCCCCAGGCAGUUUAAGUAAGUUUUCAUUUAUCACAAGCAAUUGACUCCUGUUGUCAUUCAUUUUUAGGCACUUGAAGCCAUUUCUUAUGUUUCUCAGGCAGUUUUAGUAAUUUUUUAAUUAUUACAGGGAAUUAAAGCCAUUGGCCAUUGAUUUGAAGCAGCUGAAGUAAUUUUCCGUUUCUUCUAGGCAUUUAAAGCCUCUGGGUAAUAAUUUUUAGGCACUUGAAGUCAUUUUUCAGUUUUCUUAGGCUCUUAAAGUAAUUUUUCAAUUAUUACAGGCAAUUCAUGCCUUUGGUUGUUUAUUUGAAGCAACCGAGGUAGUUUUCUAUUUCUUUUAGGCAUUUGAAGCCUCUGGUUAUUCAUUUUUAGGCACUUGUAGCCAUUUCUCAGUUUUCUCAGGCAGUUUUAGUAUUUUUUCAAUAAUUACAGGGAAUUGAAGCCAUUGGCCAUUGAUUUGAAACAGCUGAGGUAAUUUUCCACUGCUUUUAGGCAUUUAAAGCAUCGGGUUAUUCAUUUUUAGGCAGUUAAAGUAAUUUUUCAAUUGUUACAGGCAAUUCAAACCUUUGGUUAUUUAUUUGAAGAAACCAAGGUAAUUUUCUAUUUCUUUUAGGCAUUUGAAGGCUGUGGUUAUUCAUUUUUAGGCACUUGUAGCCAUUUCUCAGUUUUCUCAGGCAGUUUAAGUAAUUUUUUAAUUAUUACAGGCAACUAAAGCCUUUGGUUAUUUAUUUUUAAGCCCUUGAAUCCAUUUUUUAGUUUCCCCAGGCAGUGUAAGUAAGUUUUUAUUUAUUACAAGCAAUUGGCACCUGUGGUCAUUCAUUUUUAGGUACUUGAAGCCAUUUCUUAUGUGUCUCAGGCAGUUUUAGUAAUUUUUCAAUUAUUACAGGGAAUUGAAGCCUUUGGCUAUUGAUUUGAAGCAGCUGAAGUAAUUUUCCACUGCUUUUAGGCAUUUAAAGCGUCGGGUCAUUCAUUAUUAGGCACUUGAAGUCAUUUCUUAGUUUUCUUAGGCAGUUUAAGUAAUUUUUUAAUUAUUACAGGCAAUUCAAGCCAUUGGCCAUUGAUUGGAAGUAUCUGAAGUAAUUUUCCAUUUCUUUUAGGCAUUUGAAGCCUAAGGUUAUUUUUUUUUGCACUUGAAGCCACUUAUUCUUAGUUUUGUAAGGUAGUAAAUUAAUUUUUCAAUUAUUACAGCCAAUUGAAGUGUUUGAUUAUUUAUUUUAAGUAAUUGUAAAUUUUCUUCAGGCGACACUUCAUUUAUUUUCUGUUGGUGAUAAUCUUCCAAGAUCUUUUGAGAGAACCUUUAAUGCUUUAACAUCUUGGCUAGUUUCGUCUUUCUUAAGGUCAUCUUCAGAUCUACUCAACUAACUAAUUAUUUUGGUGUAGUUAGAAAUCCUAUAAUAAUAAGUUAAUUUUUUCUUUAGUUAUCAUUAUUUUUCACUAAUUACAAAAAAAAAUAAAUUUCCAUAUACUACGUAUUUUUCUGUAAUUCUCUGAGGAUAAUAUAGUAAAAAGUCGAAACGUCUUUACAUGAAUCUUCCUUUUUAUCAUGAAUUUCUUAAUUUUUUAUGAAGUUUAUUCCAAAUUUCAUUAGAAUUCAUCAGCAUUUCUUCCAAUCCAAAUAUAUUAAUUUUAAAUAAUCAUCAAAAUACAUCAUAUGUUCAUCUAAAGGCAUUUUCCUAUAUCAUUUAAAGAAAUCUAUAUCGUCAAUUUUUGCAACAAAUCCAAAAUCCUGGACUGUCUACCCUUAAAAUGGAAAUGAAACACUAAACAAGGCUGAACGAGAUAUUUUGAUGUAAAUUUAGAAAUAAUAACGUAACUUUGUGCCAAUUUACCCUCUAAAAUUUUGAUUGGUGUACUAUUAAAUUGAUAUUUAUUGACUAAUGAUAUUUAAUAUAGGUCAAGUGUGUAUACUUAUACCACGAGGCGGAUACGAUACGUCUAAUCAUAAUUAAAAUAUUGGAGAUUCUGGGGAGGUUUUUUUUGGUACAUCUAGCUAAAAAAAAUUGUACUAAAUAACCCGUAUGUACUAAAAAACACCUCGCGGGACUACCCAUGGAAAUUUAACUAAUUUUUCAUUGCCAAUGGAAAAAGAUUACGUAGGUCUAUAUUAGAUAUACUAUUCAACCAAUUAUGGGCUGGAAUUUUGCGACUUUGGACAGUUAAGCGGAAUCCUUGUAUUAUUGUUGGAGGCCCGAUUGUUCUAUUCACUACACUGCCAACAGAUGGUGUUCUAUGUAAGAUUUGAUGAUGGCAAAAUUUUGGACGAUACCUUGCCGAUUGUUGUUACGGGUAUGGGAUCGUGUUUUUACGAUCCCCUGUGGGGAUACAUAAAUUCCUUUCAUUAAAACUGCUACUAUAACUCCUAAAGGGUACAAAUGACAACCCCUCCUUCGCCGCACCUAGCAGCGUCUAACAAACCCGACUGAGAAAACGACACUUGCGCUGAAUAAAUCCAGAUAAACGUGUACAUAGAGAUCCACAUCCAGGACUGUUCCACACACAUAAAAUUUAACACGAAAUGUCUCUUUUUUUUAUACCUAUGAACAAUAUCUUUAAACAAUCAUAAUUAAUUAUUAAGUUUGCGUACUCCCGUUUGAAAGACGGAUGCGGACAGAAAUUGUAAAUUUAUUAUCUUUUAAGGGUGGUUGACGUCCCACUUUCGAAUAUUGUUAUUAUUGUGAGCAAGUAAAUGGGUCGACUACCCCCCCGUUUUGAUAUAUUAUAUCGUUUUUUUGCUUUGUACUAGGGUUCUAUUGUUUUUUUAAGCUGCUACCCUUAACCCUUAUAUACUAAUUUCAUUCUAAAAACGUGCUAAGACUGCAAAUAAAAUUGCGAAUUUAUAAUGAAAAUUAGUAUAUUUCGGCAGUCGUUAAUAAAUUGCGAAAAAUAUACAGGGUGUCCCAUGCAGGGUGGCAAUCGUAACAGGAUUCCAAAUGUCAGAUUUCCAUGGACGCUAACUAUUAAAGAAUCAUACCAGGAUUUCAGAAAUAUAUAGCGUGUUCCAUUUACGAAUAAGUGGCCACACUGCGGUAAUAAAAAUAUUUUAGAUAUUUUGACCAUGUUUAUUGUCUACUUUAGCGGCGUUGCCAAUAAGCCAUCUAGCAUGGGACACCUUGUAUAAUAAUAUAACUGUUAAUCCAGUAAUAUUUUGGUAACACAUUUUACCAUUGAUUGGCAUUUGCGUAAAUGUUUAUGGUGUGACUCAUACAGAGUUUGCGUUGAAACAUGAACCUUUUCUUGCACUCUCAUUCGGCAACCUCGCUUUUUUGAGGUACGUCUGUCACUCAAACUUUGAGAGUUAUUCAAAGGGUUAUCUUAUUUAUUUCGAAGAUAUUACUAACAUGAUAUUUUUUAUUAAUAAGUCUUUUAAAUAUUUCCUAUUUAAUUGGAACAUUAUCAUAUAAAAUUUGCUUGUAGGGGCGAUGUUGCCAACUUUCCUAUUAUUUCCUGAAAAACUCCAUUAAUUUUCUUUCAGUGAAACUUUUUAUGAGUUAUACCAUAAAUAUCUUGCUCUGAUGUAAUAUUUUUUAAAUAUUAAGAGAAGUUUAUUUGAUAUUAUAAUUAUUUAAACAAAGAGCAUCCUAUAAACAAUCCCUUAAUUUGUGGCUAAAAAAUAUUGUUAUAUAUAGUAUAAUAGUCGAUUUAUAUUGUUUUUAAAAAAGAAUGAUAAUUACUAGGUGAACAUUAAACUUUAAAUAAGUAUUUGCAUUUUAUAUGUACGUAUAAUUUCAAUUUUAUAUAAAACAAAAUGUAAUUAAACGCAUUGAGAUUAAUCGAAUUAAAAAAAAAUGUAUAAACAAGUACAAACGUAAGUUUUAGAAAUGUUGGUAUGUAAUAAUAAUUGCACUGAACGUAUUUGGUAGAGUACUUUGAUCAAAAUUUGUGUUAAAUACGACGGGUUUAGUGAAUUAUGAAUUUUCAUUUAUCGAAAAUGCUACGGAAUAAUUUACGAGUAAAACACAAUAUUGAUUUGGUUGUUCUAUCUAGUGCAAAAAUAAAAAAAAAAAAGAGUACUGCUCAGGUAUUUAAUUAACAGAGCAAGUAUUUACGGUUUAUACUUUUGCUAACACACUUGUUAAUUAUUAAUAAAAUGGCAGAACGAUAUUUGUUUCUAUAGCUUAAGUUAAUCCUUCUAAUGUAAGAUCCGAAACGUGUCUUUUUGACUAGAAAAAGGAAGGCGAAAAAUGAAAAUGGGAACGCCGAUUUUGUUUCAAUUUUAAGCGCGAACCUUUAAAUGUAAACGUUAGGAGAAUUUUAAAUUUACUUUUAUUAAAUUUGUUUGUUAUUAAACUUCUAUAAAAUAAAAACGCAUUAUUACGCAAA
Molecule: messenger RNA, 9739 nt
Organism: Anthonomus grandis grandis
Lineage: Eukaryota; Metazoa; Arthropoda; Insecta; Coleoptera; Curculionidae
Gene: Drep2
Exons: 9
Coding region: 193-1473 (426 amino acids)
Biological process (GO): apoptotic process; regulation of apoptotic process
Source: RefSeq, a predicted model, not a curated record